This is a messenger RNA of Hipposideros armiger (great roundleaf bat), 2483 nucleotides long. It is a transcript of the gene ACY1, whose product is annotated as aminoacylase 1. NCBI's taxonomy places the organism in Eukaryota, Metazoa, Chordata, Mammalia, Chiroptera, Hipposideridae. The record is from RefSeq and is a predicted model, not a curated record. Gene Ontology annotation, biological process: amino acid metabolic process. Gene Ontology annotation, molecular function: aminoacylase activity. The transcript has 15 exons. Gene Ontology annotation, cellular component: cytoplasm. The coding region runs from base 1155 to 2381 and encodes 408 amino acids.
ACCCUCCCAGCCUGCCUCCUCUGGGCCCUGAAGUUAAAGUCUUCAACCCUGCCUUCCCAAGCUGACUCAGCUCCUGGAGCAGAGGGCAGAACUGGCUGAGAGUACAAAGGGCAGCCCAGCACACAAGUGAGCAGCUAUUACUGUGUGCAGCGUGUGUGUGGCCAGUGGGACACCUGUGUCUUUAUCCGCCCUCUCUGGUGGCUGCAGAAGACCCAAGGAGCCUGGCACAGCGUCCGUCAAGAGUGUGCUGCCUGUAUGCUUUUGUAUAGUUUCCUCACCUCUUACACUGUCAGUACAGUGUCACGAUUACAUCCUCUCACUGUGACAUCCUCUGUCACACAGAUGCUGUCACACCCAACUACACAUGGCCAUACCCACUGACACACAGUUAGAUUUGCCCACACAGCCGCUCCGUUCACACGAUCACACCGCAGUCACACAUGCAUCUAUUUCGUCCAUUUAUCCUUCAUUCCUGGCACAGUGUCCUGGGUGUCUGCUCUGUGCUCUGGCAGGGACAGAAUCCUGCGGGUACAUGAACCAGUCUCCUGGAGCUUGCAGCGUGGGGGACAGAUAUUAACCAAUAACCUCUCCAUCCAGGGGACCGAGGAAGUCAGGGAAGCCCUCCCUAGGAGCUGAGACAUGAAAAGAGGAGAAGUAGGCCCCUGGCGGGAGGAGUAGGGGGAGCAGGCAGGGGUCCGCUCCCGCAGGACUUCGCAGCGCGGAAUCUGAGCGCGAGGGCCCGCCCUCUUCUCUUGCAGCCCAAUCUGGAGGCUGCAGGAGGUGGCGACCUCUGGGGGCGGGACCGUCCGGAACUCACUGUCCCGGGCCCUGUGGGGGCGGGGCCCGCCGGGAGCUCGCUUUCCGCCGCUGGGCGGAGCUGGCGGCUGAGGCAGCGGCCCCGGGGCGGGACCCGGGAUCCAGAACCUGUGCCUCGGAUCACCCGGCGGAGGCUGGAGCCGCGGGGGGGCGGAGACGCCCAGACGCGCGGUCUUCGGCCCCGCCUCCGAUCCCGGGCCAGCCACAUGGUGGGCGGGGACUGGUUUUGAGCCUUCGACCUCGCAGGACCCUGAGUCCCGGCCACAGUCCCAGGAGGGCGCUGAGAGGCGAGCACGGGCCCAAGACCUGCAGAGAGCAAGCUCACAACGUGCAGCGCCAUGGCCAACAAGGGUCACGAGGUCGAGCACCCAUCCGUGACACUGUUCCGUCAGUACCUGCGCAUCCGCACCGUCCAUCCCAAGCCCGACUAUGGGGCUGCCGUGGCCUUCCUAGAGGAGAGAGCCCGCCAGCUGGGCCUGGGCUGUCAGAAAGUGGAGGUGGCACCUGGCCUUGUGGUGACCGUGCUGACCUGGCCAGGCACCAACCCCAAACUCUCCUCUCUCUUGCUCAACUCCCACACUGAUGUGGUACCUGUCUUCGAGGAACACUGGAGUCAUGACCCCUUUGAGGCCUUCAAGGAUGCUGAGGGCUACAUCUAUGCCAGGGGCGCCCAGGACAUGAAGUGUGUCGGCAUCCAGUACCUGGAGGCUGUGAGGAGGCUGAAGGCCGAAGGCCACCAUUUCCCCAGAACCAUCCACAUGACCUUUGUGCCAGAUGAGGAGACUGGGGGUCACCAGGGCAUGGAGCUGUUUGUACAGAGGCCUGAGUUCCAGGCCCUGAGGGCUGGCUUCGCCCUGGAUGAGGGUCUGGCCAACCCCACUGACGCCUUCACUGUCUUUUACAGUGAGCGGAGCCCCUGGUGGGUUCGGGUCACAAGCACUGGGAGGCCCGGCCACGGCUCACGAUUCAUCGAGGACACAGCCGCAGAGAAGCUGCACAAGGUUGUCAGCUCGAUCCUGGCUUUCCGGGAGAAGGAGAGGCAGAGGCUGCAGUCAAACCCCCACUUGAAGCAGGGGGCUGUGACCUCUGUGAACCUGACUAAACUAGAGGGCGGCGUGGCCUAUAACGUGGUACCUGCCACUAUGAGCGCCAGCUUUGACUUCCGCGUGGCACCGGAUGUGGACCUGAAGGCUUUCGAGGAACAGCUGCGGAGCUGGUGCCAGGCAGCUGGCGAGGGGGUCACCUUCGAGUUUGCUCAGAAGUGGACGAAGCCCCGAGUGACAUCUACUGAUGACUCAGACCCCUGGUGGGCAGCCUUUAGCGGGGUCUGCAAGGACAUGAACCUUACUCUGGAGCCUGAGAUCUUCCCCGCUGCCACUGACAGCCGCUAUAUCCGCGCGGUCGGGGUCCCGGCUCUGGGCUUCUCCCCCAUGAACCGCACACCGGUGCUGCUGCACGACCAUGAUGAGCGGCUGCACGAGGCCGUGCUCCUCCGUGGGGUCGACAUAUACACACGGCUGCUGCCUGCCCUGGCCAGCGUGCCCGCCCUGCCCAGUGACAGCUGAGCUGCACGCUCCCAGCCUCCACCCUGGAACUUCCACUGUGACCAGUGCCAAGGACCCCUCCUCCCCCUGCCCAACAAUAAAGUGUGUGGACAGGGGACUUCA